AUGGCGGGCGGUUACCAGCUGUGGGCGCCCCGCUCGCCCCUGGACGAGGCGCUGCGCUGGCUGCGGGGCGCCCCGCCGCCCGCUCCCCAGGCCGUCGCCAUUUCGGCGCACCCCUUCCGCGGGGCCUGCCUGCCGCCGCUGGCGGCGGCGGCGGGCGGGCUGCGGGGCCGGGCGGCGGCGCUGCGGCGGCCGCAGGCCGUGAGGCUGCGGGGCCUCGACGCCGUCUUCGGGCGGCCGGUGACGGCGCAGCCGCCGCGCUGGAGCGGCUCGCUGCGGGUAUCGGAGCGCUCGGCCUUCUGCCGGGUGGUGGCCCCGCGGCAGCCGGGACCCGGCGGGCUGCGGGAGGCCGAGGCCCGGCUGGCCGCCGCCAUGUGCCGCAGGAUGCUGCGCGCCAUCCUGCUGCUGUACGCUGCCUACAAGAAGUGUGCCUUCGCCCUGCAGCACUCGCGAUGAGAGCCCUUGGCACGCUUGGCAUCCGCCGGGUGGUGACCCAGGUCCGGCUUGUCUGGACGCUUCAGGGUGUUGGCCGCCUUGGAACCAUACUGAAGCCUCACUGCACAGAGCAUACGAUGAAACCUUACCUGGUGCGGCCAGUGCCUCGUUUGCAUGUCAGGAUGACACCCCAAGGAAAGCUGGCUGAAGCAUGGGGCUCAGAGCGCAAUAGCGUGCAGCUUGUGGACUCGGGCACCAGCUACGUCAAAGAGAUGAGAACCUGCGUGCCCCAUCAGAGGUUAUAGGGACGUGACUGCACUGUCUGCCUGUGUUUGUAGUCACGGCCUGAUGAGUGCCAAGGAGGAGCAUGGUUCUGGCUUGCUAUGCUGCAUUUAGUGUUCGCCAUUCUGCUGGGAGAAAAGCCUGAAGUGAAAUGUCUGCCAAACUGAGAAGCGCUGCUGCCUGAGAUGUGGCCGUCUUUGCCAGACAGUCCUCAAAGAAAAGAGGUUUACAUUCCUUUUAUAGCUACGGUUGCAAACUCCAAAACAGAUCCCAACCUUACUACCUUCCAAGCCAAAUCCGUUGUUUACUCAUUUCUUGUUGACAAAGACCUCCACAAAACAAAACAAAAGUUACGCUUUAAUCUGUUAAUAGGUUUUACAGUUUCCCCCCCUUGACCAUUACUACUUUGUGAGAACUAACUGGUUUACAAAGAAUUCAAAUCACCUUUUAUCAUUCAGAGCAAAGUCUGUAGUUAUUUACAGCUAGUGA
Cygnus atratus (black swan) is the source of this 1203-nucleotide messenger RNA. It is a transcript of the gene FANCD2OS, whose product is annotated as FANCD2 opposite strand. The record is from RefSeq and is a predicted model, not a curated record. Bases 1 to 453 code for a protein of 150 amino acids. The transcript has a single exon. NCBI's taxonomy places the organism in Eukaryota, Metazoa, Chordata, Aves, Anseriformes, Anatidae.